AUGUCGACCCCAUCUCUUCUUGAAUACGCGCGAUUUCAUGGUCUUGCAAUCGACCACGGUCAAAAGGAUCCUUUCGCAUAUCUCGAUGCUCUCGAACCUGAAUGCGAUCUUGUGGAAGUUGAUGCUGCCUUGUCUGAUCCUACGUUUCCUUCCUACAAAGCAUCUAUUCACGAGCCGAAACUGCAGCUGGGUCGAGAUGCCAGUCAGAUUCUCUCCGAAAGCAUCAAAGAUCCGUGUCCAGAUAUAUCAGGCCAGUACCUAUUUCCCAGGUUUCACAGGUUGAAAAGCCUCAAGCUUGAAGAGCCUUUGUUGUCUACUGACCACGCAUUUGACGUCUGGAACUUCAAGCGAAGCGCCGCCGCUGGUCUUGGGUUGAAAAGCCUUCUUGUCCAGGCUGAAACGUCUGGUAUUGCAGGCAGAGACCAAGCCGCAGAAGAAUGGGAUAAUGCUCUCUUUGGGAGGAGCUACGAAAGAUUCUCCGAUCAGGUGAGACACGAGAGGCUACAUGUUUCUAGAGAGGCUUUGUCUCGUAUAUCCAAGAACUGCAGAGAUGAAGGGAAUGGAAUGGACAAGUACCGUGUUCUGAUGGAGGGACUGGAUUGGAAGACAGACACAAGACAAGCCGAAUCCUACCCGCUCAUGCACUCAAGCCUGCUUCCUAGUCCGAGCCCGCCAUUAUUGCCCAAACACAACAGCCGUCUAGAGGAUACGGAUGAACUUGACAUUGGCAAACCCCAGCUCGAGGUCGAUGAAUAUUUAGAUACGGAUGCUGCUACUAUAGUGAGCGCCGAACAUCAUGCAAUUUCGCAGAUUGAGGAGCUGCCCAUCGAUACUUCUCCGAAGAUGCAAGAACAGUCGGGAGAUAGUGCAACACUAUUGAAGGUGGGAAUAAGGGCCCCUAGAAAUGUCAGCCAAGAUAGUGUCGACAAUACACGAGUCAUCAGGCCGCAGCCCUUUGACAUUUCCAGCCCAGCCUUAUCCGUACUUUUGAAGCUUCGAACUCAGGCACAGUCUCUAAAAGCAUGCAUUCCGGACUUACAGCCGACCCGAUAUCAAUUAGCAGGAACGUGUACAAUGCAGGGUGAUAUCUUGGAGGACCUCUUCAGCAAAUCUCAGCUCCACACUCUUUUUGCCACAACACUCGAAGAGAACAAUCUUUCGAAUUGGCACCAAUUUGACACUGCCGAAUUUCAGGACAUCCUAAGAGAAUCCAUCAACGAUGCCGGACGUCUUCCAGAAAUCAUGGCUUCUUCACCAAAUAUCAUGCCGAGCGAGAAAAUGCUUUGGAAACGACCUGGUCUGGUGCUCCUAGACUCUGAAGACUUUAGCGACGUGCAGAUGGACAUUGACAACGACCUACGUCAGGAUGUUUCAGCGGAGCCCCUGGCCCAGGUCCCGCAGAAGAGAUGUGCCCCUGAUGCCAAACUUGAUAUCCAAUCAUCUAGGAAGAAACAGCUGUCGGAUUCAGGAAAAAUUCCAACGAUGCCACCACGUGGCUCUUUUCAGCCAAAUCGAGGCCGUCUAAAAGAAUUGAUAGCCUCUCAACUCCGCAGUCCGGUGUCAAAUGUGUCUGUGGUAGCUCAGAAGGAAUCCAAGCCCCACGGGACCAGUCGCUUUUCCGCGGCGAAGUCACUGAGCACGUUUCUGGAUCUUCGUGGUAGUAAGUUCAAGAGAGCGAUCUUCUCUGAGAACGCCAAUCAGCAGCAGCUAUCGGAUGACCCGAUACAAAGUACACCGUCAGAGGGCUCGGACAUUAUCAGGAUAUCUCCACACAACGAUACUAAAGUCGCCUCGCAGCGGCAAGUUCAGAUGAUUUUAACGCCAUUAGCUAUGGCCAGCAUGACGAAUAUGUGCCUGAAAAAUGAUAUACUUGCUUUGGAGAAAUUUGACCCCCCAAAGUCCAUUGUUAUCAAUACAGAAAUGCUUCGGAAAGAUCGAUGCCUCAUGGCCUCUCUCGAAACUAACGCAGAGGGCUCAUUAUCCAUGAUUUACCGAGACAUGGACUCGCCAGAUAUCAUCUUAAAUCCUCGCUCGUGCCUCAUCUUUACUAAUUUACAAUCUUUGAACCAGAGAAAACUGCCCGGUCAAUACGGCUCAGCAGGAGAAGGGCUAGUACAGAGUACAGUCUCACGAUUGGCACCAGAGUACGAAAUAAUAUUUGUCCUUGUUGUGGUACCCGAUCCUGGUGGAUGUGUCUCUACGAAUAUCCAAGAUAUCAUGGCCAUUUUCGCUGAAUUUUGUGUGAGUAAGAGUGACAGGCACACAGAGGCUCGCCCAAUCUGGAUCUCAACCAACAUGGGUUCGAGCACCAUGAGCGAUAACCUUCAAAGCUGGGUCUGGACACUGAUCCAUCAGUACGGAUUGCCUAUACCUCAGCCGAGUCAGCUCAGUGCCGUCAUCCCCGAUAACUUAUCAUUGAUUCACGAUGAAACGAUCGGGGAAAAUUUUCUUCGAAAAGCUGGCCUCAAUCCGAUGGCAGCUCAAGUGGCACUUCACGUAUUGAAGAGACAAAAGGCCACGUUCGGACAGGUCUCGGAGAGCGUUGGCUUGAAGGAACUUGCUCACCUCGAAACCGAAGGACGAAUGAACUGGCUUCGGGAUGUGCUGGGUUCCAAGAUGGUGACGAAAAUGAAUCUAGCCUUUGAGACUCAGUGA
Exophiala oligosperma is the source of this 2655-nucleotide messenger RNA. RefSeq lists its product as uncharacterized. Bases 1 to 2655 code for a protein of 884 amino acids. The record is from RefSeq and is a predicted model, not a curated record. NCBI's taxonomy places the organism in Eukaryota, Fungi, Ascomycota, Eurotiomycetes, Chaetothyriales, Herpotrichiellaceae. The transcript is spliced from 2 exons.